AUGUCGUACAAUGGCGUCGUUGCAGAGAAGCGCAAAGCCAGCGAGCAAACCUACUUGAAGAGCCUUGGGACGUACGUGUCGGGAUUUUCGUCUUACAUACCCUCGGGCUUGAAGAAGCAGCUGUCCAGCACCCAGCCUCAUGAUGAGCGGGACAAAGUCAUCUGGGUUGGAUUCGACAAUUAUGAGAAAGGAGGCAAGAGCCGGCAGUGCCUGCUCUUGAGUUUUGUGAACGGGUUCCAGAUUUGGGACAUCGAAGACCAGCCAGACUUGAUCUGCGAGCUGGUCUCCAAGAGGGAAGGCGCAAUCAAGUGCUUUAAGUUCCUGCAAACUCCACCGGAAGGGACGCCCAAGGGACGCCUGACGGACAAGCACCCACUGAUCGCCUUGGCGUCAGCCGAGGAUAGUGCCAAGUUUGCAAAGACGGCAGUCAAGUUGUACUCCUUGCGUGAGCAGGACUACAUCAACACCAUGCGCUUUCGAUCGGAAGCGCUGCACGAUCACAUCUACGGUUUCGACAUUGUAAAUAUGAACAAGAUCUUCAGUCGGCCGUACCAUCCGCAGGAUCCGCAGUUCCUGCCGCAGAUGCGGGCCUACGGGCGCUCGUCGCCUUCCAUGCGCACCAAGCCCUCGUCGCCGUCAUCGCUCAUCGCGCUGGGUCCGCGGUGGCUGGCCUACCCCGGCAAGAAGGUGCAGAGCAUCAAGGACGAGGAUCCCACCAGCAACACCAUGGAUCAGCUGGUCGAGGCUGCCAAGUACCUCAGCGACGUCGGCUACAAGACCAUGUCGAGCUACUUCUCGCCCGAAUCGCAGCCGGCUGGACCUGCGGCCCCCGCCCUCACGCCCGAGGACCUCGCCAACUUUGGCAACGUGAUCGUGCACGAUGUGUGCACGGGCAAGACCGUCGCUCAUUUCCGGGCACACAAGGAGCCGCUGUCGUAUCUGGCGUUCGACCCGAGCGGCACCCUGUUGGUGACGGCCGGAGCCGGCGGUUACGAGUUCAACAUCUUCCAGAUACGUCCAUCGUCGGGUGCUCUGCACGAGAACGCUUUGCCUCUCUACACCCUGGUUCGCGGUCGGACAAGUGCCGCUAUUACGGACAUCACGUUCAGCAACGACAGCCGAUGGAUGGCCGUCAACAUCUACGCCAUCAAUCCCGAGGGCGGUCCUGUGAAUAUUCACACCCACAUUCCGUCCGAGCCGAUUGCUAGCCACGAGGCGCCGUUCAUCUUCAACCACCCGCUUAAUCCCAAGCACAUGGUCCUGAGCGUAGUGGAGCGCAUCAAGCAGGCUGGACUCGUUCCUGAGGAGAACACGACGCACCAGCCAACAACAGCGGCCAUGAUCACGAGCACGCCGUCAAAGAUGAAAAUCCUGGUGGUGACCCACGCGGGCAUCCUGAACCAGUACAAUCUUCGGCCGCACGGCCCGGCGCCCGGGCCGGACGUGGACCCAAAGACGCUGCAGUUGACCGUGGAGCCCACCUUCUACUGGGACGUCUGUCGGCGAAGCAGUUGGCCUCAGCUGCUGACGCGGGUCAAGUCCAAGAAGGCCGAACCGGCCGACGGGCAACCAACCACCAAGCCCAAGGAGAAGUCGUCCAAGGACCCGAGUUGGCUUUCCAACGUGGAGAUAUGCACGCACACGCCGCAUUUCCGGCCACUGUGGGCCGGACCGCAAUUCACGUUCAAGACCUACCGCAAGCCGGCGCACGGCACGCUCACGCUCUCCCACCAGCUGAUGGAGCCCAUCCACGAGGAGAGCAAGAUCGAAGCCAAACACAAGCCCGGCGGCACCACCAACUCUGGUGUGCUCGACCCUUCGGCCUGGGGGCCAGCGGAGAUGGAGGAGGGAGUCCCCUCUGGCUCCAUGGGCAGGGAGCUCAAGGACCACAUCAACCAGGCGAUAUCGACUCCCAUGCGGUUCGCUGAGAAGAAGACUGAGAUGGUGCUCAUCGACAGUCUCGUAGGCGACUACAAGAAUGGACUCGCUGGCAAGGGCUCGUCCUCUUCUUCUUCCUCUGCCUCGUCGUCCGGACUCGGCCACGACUCCCCCACCGACAAGAAUCUCUACUCCUACGAUGACGAAGACUACUAG
This is a messenger RNA of Acanthamoeba castellanii str. Neff, 2094 nucleotides long. RefSeq lists its product as uncharacterized. The transcript is spliced from 15 exons. The coding region runs from base 1 to 2094 and encodes 697 amino acids. Gene Ontology annotation, biological process: response to starvation; autophagy. The record is from RefSeq and is a predicted model, not a curated record. Gene Ontology annotation, cellular component: cytoplasm. NCBI's taxonomy places the organism in Eukaryota, Discosea, Longamoebia, Acanthamoebidae. Gene Ontology annotation, molecular function: protein binding.